This is a messenger RNA of Schistocerca nitens (vagrant locust), 11734 nucleotides long. RefSeq lists its product as uncharacterized. The transcript is spliced from 27 exons. NCBI's taxonomy places the organism in Eukaryota, Metazoa, Arthropoda, Insecta, Orthoptera, Acrididae. The annotation marks the transcript as partial. The record is from RefSeq and is a predicted model, not a curated record.
UCGCCCGCCGUCAAGCGGCCCGCGUCGGCGCCGGUGGCCCUGCAGGGCUGGCUGCACAAGCAGGGCUCGGAGGGCCUGAUGCUGUGGCGGCGGCGCUGGUUCGUGCUCGCCGAGUACUGCCUCUUCUACUACAAGGGCCCCCAGGAGGACAAGCUGCUGGGUUCGAUCCUGCUGCCGUCGUACAAGGUGUCUCCGUGCUCGGCGGACGACAAGGUGUACCGGAAGUUCUCGUUCAAGGCGGAGCACGCCAACAUGCGGACGUACUACUUCGCAGCCGACUCGCGGGAGCUGAUGGUGCAGUGGAUGAACGCGCUCAGCCUCGCCUCGAUCCUGCAGGACACCUCCAGGCCCAGCGUCUCGUCGGCCUCGUCGCAGGUGAACGCCAGCGCCAGCGCCGACGACAGUGACAGCGGCUUCCACGGCUACCGCGUGGGGGUGGCGCCGGGGGCAGGUGUGCGCUCCAAGUCGCCCUCCGCCGCGGCCGCCGCCGCCCGCUCCAAGUCCCCCGCCGCCAGUGGGCAGAGACGCCUCGCCUCUGAGAGUGACCGUCUGCCGCGUGGCGGGUGUCAGCAGGCAGCGUACGAGUCGCGUGUGGCGCGGCCGCAGGAGCCGUACCGGCCGCCGCCGCCGCCCAUCGGCGCGCGCGCCAGCCACGUGGUGACGGAGCAGCAGCGGCGCACGCCCGACGCCUACAGCCGCUCGCAGCCGCCGCCGCCGCCGCCGCCGCAGCCCGCGCGGGCCCCCGCGACAGCGGCGCACCGCGACUACGAGGACGUGUACGACCCGCGAUACCGGCCCGCCGCGCACCCUGCCUACCUCAAGUUCGCUGACGGCGCGCAGCAGCAGCAGCAGCAGCCGGUAGCGGCCCCGGAGGGCUCAGAGGGUGCGGGCACGCUGCCGCAGGUGGCGCUGUACCUGCCGCACUCGCUGCCGCACGCCCACGCCCACGCGCACGCCCACGCGGGCGGCCGCCACCACCUGCCGCGGCCCAAGUCCAGCAUGGACGUGGCGCCCGCCGCCGCGCCCGCCCCCGACUACUGGUCGGAGGAGGCGUAUGCCGACAAGAUGCGGCGCCAGCUGGCGGCGCAGCAGCGCUUCCUGCGCUCGGCCAGCGCGCGCCUGCCCGCCCGCGGCUCGGGGGCCGCCACCCAGCAGGAGGCGCUGGCGGCGGGGGCGGCGCCGCCCCCGGAGCACCGCCACACGCUACCCGCGGUCGCCAAGCCCGCCGCCGCCGCCUCCGUCGCGGCACAGCAUCACCCGACGACGCCCCAUCGUUCGCAGCAGCGCGAGGAGUCGAUGAAGCGGCUGCUGGAGUGGAAGCAGCGCAUGCUGCAGUCGCCGCUGACGCGCAAGCCGGGCCCGGCCCCCGGCUCGCUGCCCACCUCCGCGUCGUCGUGCCGCGGCCUGGCCCGCGCCGGGGGCAGCGCCGCCGCCGCCGCCGCGGGCGCCCGCCGCGCCUCACACCUCGACGAGAGCGCCGCCGCGCGCAUGCGCAGCCGCUCGCACGACGGGAGGCGGCCCUCCGCGCCAGCUGCCGCCUCCCUGCCGCGCUACAACAGCUUCUCCUCCGACGACGAGGGUGAGUACCACCGGCUUUUGGCGGGAUGGCAAGCGGGCCCGCACCGCUGCCCACUUCCCGUCGAGCUGGCGGGCCCGACAUCACACGUCGCAACUUGCGACGUCUCUCGAUCACUCGACGCGAGCGGCGCCGCGAGUAGGAGCGGAGACCGGCGCGGCAUCCCGCCGGACGCGUCCUACGACGACGAAGAGUACCGCGGUCGCGGGCACCGGUACUGUGGCGACGCGGCUGCCGAGCGCGCCCGCUCCCCGGACAGCUACCACAGCCACCAGCACCGGCGCUACCAGAGCAGCAGCAGCGGCGAGGCGCGCGCCAGGAACAGCGAGACAGUCGCCGUCGAGGUCCACGCCACUCCCGGUGCACGCGGCCGGCAGACCUCUGCCGCGGCUCCGGAAGCGAAGCCGUCUCGCGACGAGCGGUACUCGUGCGAGAAACACUCGGACAGUGGUUACGACACGAUGCACCGAGCCGGCAAAGUGGCGGAGCUGGAGGCGACGGAGUCCCUGCAGGGCGGCGCAGCCGGGCCGAGCGAGUACGGACGACACCGCCUGGCCUACACCGUGCGCACCUCUCGCAGCCACCUGUCGGAGGCCGAGGAGUCGGCAGAGAUGCCGGACAAGCUCUGGGACGACGAAGCCGGCGGUCGGCGGCCGUCCGCCAGCGUGGGAAUCCCCAAGAGGAAGAACUCGGUGCAGAACCGACUCCGAGCGUCGGAGUGGAUGCCGGGGAAGGAGGAGGACGCGGUGCAGAUGCGAGAACCUCUCGAACCGUCGCCGCCAGUGUACCAGCCGACGGAGGCACACGUGUCCAGUCUGAGGAACGAAGAGAGCGGCAACAGCAGCGCCGAUAACCCCGUCGGAUUCGCUUCCUCGUCCGUUUCGUCCAGCCUGAGACGUCGGAUCGAAGAUCUGCGGGCGUUCGCACUGGGCGACACUGACGGCAGACGCGGGGCGAAUACCGAUUCCGAGAACGUGAGAGAACUGCUCGACGGGUACGAGAAGAAUAAGGGCAAGAAAACGGAGACGGGGCGCCAGCGGCACGCGGAGGACGGCGGCGAACGACUGCGUGGCAACCGACGACGCGUCUUCAGCGAUACGGAGACUCUGCUCUACGACACGGGCAGUGACCUCGACGUGGAGGUUCGCGCCACGCUGAAGCCGUCGGCGCCGUCAGUCGAGCCGAAGCAGUGCGCGUCCCCCGAUCCGCCGCAGCCUGUCGCCACGGUGAGUGACAGAGAGGAGGCCGCGCCGCUACCGGCCGCUACUCCGGCCAGCGAGGACGAGGAGGUGGCGGCGGCGCUGGGGAAACGGGACAAGUUCGUGAGCUCGUGUCGCGACCUGGGCAGUCGCAGACCGGGCGCGGGCCGCACGCGGGGGCGCAAGUCGCUCUCCGUGUCGACGGCCGCGACCGACAGUGGCACGUCGGCUGCGGAGGCGGGCAGUGGCACCGAGGACCUCGAGGUCAUCGUCACCCCGGGCUACCUCAGGCUCAGCAUGGCCGAGUCGAUGGUGGCGCACGAAGACUCCGACUCGCCCACCUGCACGCCAGUCGCGACGCCCGCCCUCGGCGGCAGUUCCACCGGCACCGUCACCAAUGCCGACGGCGAUUCCAAUGCCAGCUUUCUGGCGCACAUCGAGGAGCACUACAUGCCGAUGACGCCGUCGAGAAAGGCCGUGUUGGCACCACCGUCCAUUGCCGACUCCUUCUGCAUCGGCGGGUCUGCGGCACACAGUGCACUCGUGGAGAACAUACUGGCCGGUGACCUGGAGGAGAGCUCGUACGUCGAGAUGACAGAGAACGGUUUCGUGCGCUCCUUGCUCGCACCGACUACGGACAAUGUCUCUGCUGCUGCGUCUAAGCUGGAACUGAAGAGGCUCAACUCUGGCGACUCCACUGCUACUUAUGCCAUUCCUGACAGUCCACGCUACUGCGAAGUCGGUUCCGUUUUCAAGAAGGCGGUAGACGGCGUCGGUAGUGGUGUCGGUGUGACAACUUCUCAUUAUGAACUACUGUACAAUCCUUCUUCCCAUUAUGAGCCAGUAUACAUGGAAGUCAGUCCACUAACGCUGAAAUCUCGCGAGAAGGUCGUCAGCAAAGACGAUCCCACCAAGACGAACCCGGACAAGCGCAGUGUGAUGUCACUGCCAGGGAAAAACAACCCUACUUUGCACAGAACUACACGCACGAGUCUCCCGGAUAUACUGAGCUCUUCGACAGGGUCGCAGCCGGCUCGAGAGCAGGGCAAGGCCGACCGGGACAGUUCCGAUGCCGACGACGAAGCGUCCAAGGAUCUGGAGUCGGUGGACACACCGCGGCACCCGCGCUUCAGUCUGUCCGAUACGUUCCGGCCGGCCUCCUACUACCUGGGUGCCACGAGCAGUGGGCUCACCGUCGCCACCGCUGACAAUCACGACUCCUCUGACAGUGACCUAGUACCACCGCCACCUAUUCCGACCAGUCCACCACCACUCGACGACUUCGACAAUUCUCUGGAGACGCAGGACUCGUCGUCACUAGAAGCCAGGCUGCGCAACGAUGCCAUUACUAAUGCCGAAGCAGAUUCGGAUGCUUCUAGGCUGUGGGAAUCGGCAGGUAGUGAACGCUCCAAGAGGCGACCUCUGUCAGGAGCGCGGCUCAUCCCUGGGCUGGAUGUGGGGAGUGACCUGGACUCUAUAGGUAGCAGGAGUGGCCUGGCGCUGCAUCUCGAUGACGGCGGUAGCGUCGACUUCGAUCGCUACUUGGAGGACUUCCACAGUAGUGAACCAUUCCACUUGUCUGCCUACGCCAAAGACACGUACUACUCGCCUUUCUCGAAAGAUACCGGCUACAGCUACAACGAAAACUGCCAGUCACCACCCGAUAAGCUAUCGGAGAAGGCAGAUCCCUCUACAAAACGGGUUAAGAAGAAUUUGUCAACUACUCUGGAGGCUUUGGCGAAACGAGAAACGGCAGGCGGUAGCCACGACGACGUCCAUUACGAGAAUGUGCAGCCACUGAAGGGAGGCGAGUGUCCGAUAGGCACAGACGCGACAGGUGCGCCAUAUUAUUACUCCGACCUGCUGAGGACGGACGACGACGGGAGCUUCGCCAGUUCGGCGUCCGAGAAGAGCCUGUCCAGUCUACGCGGCCGGGUGCCGCCACUCAACAACCAGCGGGCGGACGCGUCCGACUCCGCGGCAGCGUUGCUGAAGAGGAACGACAUCGGCCGCAAAGUGAACCCGAUACACCAGCACCGGACGUUCCACUCGCCCCACCACGCCGUGCAGUGCCCGCCUCCACUGCCCUCGACUCUUCCACCCGCGAUGCCCACUAGCGAGGAACAGAAGCGCCGUCUGGCGGCCGAACUCGCGAAGGGUGCGAACGUGGACGCCAGAAAUCUGUUCGAAGCGGACACCUUGAGGCGGAGGCCUGCGAAACAGUCUCCGGUGCCCGCGGCGGGGAGCGUCGUCAACCUGUACCCGCACGGUCUGCGCGAUAAGUCGCGCUCUCUGGAAGGACUGGUAGACGACGCCGGCAGCAGAUCGCCGACGGAGAGGCAGCCGGAACCGCACCGGCAGCAGGAGCAGCACCGCCGAGAGCAGCAGCCGGUCGACCACUGGGAGGAAGACGCCCUGUGGCGAGAGAGCUUGCGCCGCGUCAGCCUGAGGCACACCCGGUCCCUGGAGAACCUCGACGGCGGAGGUGCCCGCAGGCGGGCCCAGCUCUCUCGCGGAGCCACGUACGUGAACGACAGCGUGGCCGCGCGCCUCGAACCGCGCCGCCGGAGCCAGCACCAGCUGCGCUACGCCGACGCCGCCGCCGAGAACGGCGCGGAGAGCACGGCCCCUCGUCUCCGCGGAGGGCCGGACGGCUACUUGUGGGAGGCGGAGGGCGCCACCCCGCGCCUCCCACCCGGCUCCACGCCGUUCGAGCUGGACCGCGAGAAGCUGCGCCAGUGGGACCUCAUGUCGAGCGCGCCGCUGCCGCCCGCGUCCGACGACCAGCAGCAGGCGGGGGCGGCGGCGGCGGCCCAGGGGCGACCGGAGGCGGCAUCUGGCGCUGCGCCCCCGCCCCCGCCUCCACCCCCGACUGCCGACUCGCCGGCCCCGGACAGAGUCGCGUCUCCUUGCUCCCCAGGACAACGAGAGGAAAGGAAGACACUCCCAGAAGAGAAUGGAUUCCUUACCGCAGACAAUAAUCAGAGACAGCGAGACAAAAAGAAACCUUUGCUGGAAGAGAACGGCUUCACCCCUGCAGAUACGAGCUACAGACAGCGAGACAACAAGAAACCUGUGAUAGAAGAGAACGGCUUCACCCCUGCAGACACAAGCACAAGCUACACAUCCGGUUCGGGGUCCGUGAUGGGCCGUGAGGUGGGCCCGCCCCCGCCGCCGCCGCCGCGCGCCGCCUCCGCCAUGUCGCUGCACCUACAGCCGCCCCCGGACAAGCCCGACCGCCAGGCCGGCGUCGCCGCACCAGAAGAAGCUGGGCUGCAUGUGUCAGCUGGUGAACUGCUGGGAAGGACUCAUGAAGAACUUGUGUUGCUGCUCAUUCAGCUGAGGCGUCAGAGUGCAGCUGUGUGCAAAGCUAUGGAAACAUGCCACAUGGAAAUCGAGGCUCAGGCCAGGUUUGUGGAGCUGGAAACACCCAAGAGGCUGGAGCAUUUAAAGAAGUUGGAGGAUUUAAAAAGGCACCUACUAGACCUUGAGAAACAGUAUGAAAGGGGAAAGCCUCUUGUGAAUCUCGUCGAUAAUAUGGUAAAGCUCGGGUCACUGUAUAGAGGACCCAGUGCUAGGGAGAGACUGGAAUUUAAUCAGAAAGUCCAAGAGAAACGCCUAUUAGCAGAGGAGCGACGUGACUGGGACCGACUCAGUCCUGACCGAACUCAACUUCAGGCUAAAGUACAGCAGUUAUAUCGCUUGGACCGGUUGCUGCAAGAGGAAUCCAGCACAUUGCAGAGUCUUCAACAGGAUAAGGAACUGCUAGAGAGAGCCCUAGCUGGUCUUCGGCACAAGCUUCAGAACAACAGUCAUUUCUCACCAGUUGAAGUGGAGCACUUCCGUAAGCAACAACGAGCACUGGAAAGAGAGCUGAGCCGUGUUCGCCUCUUACUUGCACACAAUUCCAAGAAACUUGAAGAAACAGUAGCAGAGAAUGCACGCCUGGAACAGGAACUUGUAAUUUUACGCCAAAAACUGCAACAGCCAAUAACAGAACCAGGUGGUGGGACAGCUGCACUGGAGGCAGAGUUGAGAAGAGUGCAGAGGCUGGUGGGAGACCUCACGAGGCAACGCAAGCAGCUCAGCCUGCAAGUGCAGCAGCUGACCCAGCAAAGGCCUGGACCUGCAGGUGUCACUGGUAGCAGAGGAAGCAGCUCCACCCCCAGUAGAAAACGGCACCAUAGCACAUGGUUAGUGACAGACCUCGACACACUGGAGACGCAAGACCUCGGUGUGGAAGCCGCUGUGAGCCCAGCAAGUAGCCAGGCAACAACAGCCACCUCACCAGCCUCAACACUACGCUCGCCAUUGUACGCGACCAGAGAAGCUGGUAGUGGAAUGGAAGUGGAAAAUGAGGUUCCCCCACCACUCCCUGCCCCUCCAGAGAUUCCACCUGAGUACCCGCCUCCACCUCCGCCACCACCUCCACCAUCAGAAGAGGCUUUACUUGGUCCAGGAGAACAGUAUUGUCCACAUGUUGAUAUAAAUGAGGCUGAUGAUCGUAUGAAAAGAUUUUAUGGUAUCAUACCAAAAGAGAAACAACAAGAAAUAAAGACUGUAAGGAUUGUUAAGCGUGAAUCAGAACGACGACAGAGGGACCGUGAUAGAAGUGGUAAUAUUGGUAUUCCUCUGACAAAUGGUGGAAUUACUACUGGUAAACGUGCUCCUGCAGCUGAUGGCUCUGAAACAGCCAACAGCAUAUCUGAGACACAAGGAUUUCAGAAACAACAGCUCGGUCCAGUGGAGGAAGAAAUAGGUGAAACAUCUCGUCCAUUUAGCGAGACAUUGCUGUCGGCCUCAGUAGAUGAUGAUGAAGAAGAUGAUGACCCAGCAAUAGAUCUCCAGUUUCAAAGAUCUCUGUCUCUGCCACGAGGUUUUGGCAAGAGAGAAAGACUGACAGGUGCACCCCCUCCACCACCUAUACGAUCCGCUUCUCCUAGAGGAGAUGGAAUGGGUACUGGUGCUAAUGGUAGACAACAGCGUGUCAGGUUCAAGGAUGGCGAGUACACCAGUGUGAGCAGCAGCCCUAGUCCAAGCCCAAGCCCUUCGCAGCUAUCACCGGUGUUCAAGAGCCAAGCUGCACGUGCCAUCGUGCAGGAAGUGUCCCAGUCACCACGCAAGAGGGCUGUUCCCAAAGAGAAGAGGCGUCACCACACAGUCUCCAGCAGCAAGCCACUGCUUGAUAUGGAAGCGUCUGCAUCACGAAUGGGAUCUGCACGGUCGCGAGAUGAUCUGGAUAUGGAACGAGCACUCCGCCCACGUAUUAAUGCACCUGAUGUUGUCAGGUCAACAAUGAGUCACAAGGACUUUAAAUACAAUGAAAACACCAUUGAUAGUAUACUUGGUACACCAAGCAAGAUUAUUAUCCCAGAACGCUACAUUCCUGAGCAGGCACCUGAACUUUCUGCAGAAGAGCAGUUGCAUCGCCUUAAGAAGGCAGAAGCAAUUCGAAAGAUGCUUUCCGAAACAAGUGCAAUUAGUGCUUCUGAGGGCAUUGAGGAGGAACAUCAAACAGCAACACUGAAGAAAAAGGUUGCUGCAGAGAAACGACAACGGGAACAUCUUCUGCAGCUGAAUCAGCUCCUAGCGCGGCAAGUCAUGGAGAAGAGUAAAGUUGUGGCAGUAAAAGCUCUUGCUACCCUGCCAUUAAAAACUGAGUCAAGUUUUGAUGAAGAUGACUUGUCUCCAGUCCAGCCUCUUCCGCUAUUUCAACAGCGAGAGAAUUAUUUCUCUUAGUGGAUGAUUAACAUUCCAUACUUUCAACAGAUACAGACUAUCUUUUUAUGUCUUCCUUAAACUGGCCCCACAAAUAACUUGUCUGAUACAUAUUCAUCCUUUAGUGGUGGCCUUUUGUGUCGUGUUGUGAAAUAUACUGGGACAUUAUUUAUAAUUUAAUCAUAAGGAAAUGCAGUGGACAUUCCAUGAAUAUUUAACAAGUGCUUUUAAAGUGUGAAUAAUAGGUGCCACACUUAAAAAUGUAUAUGUGAGGCCAAAGAAACAUAAAGCAAGCAAGUGAGUCAGUGUUUUACUACUGUAUAAACCUGGAGGAUAUUGAAUUUGUUCUCCUUACACAAAAGUACAGCUAUAUAUUUCCUUAAUGCAUUUGUUUUUGUUAUAUAGACCUGAUAUUUUCAUUUGCGUUGUGCAAUUUGCUGCAUGAAACGUUACUUUCUUUGAUUUUGUUGCCUAUUAACAAAUCCCAAAAUAAAGUGCCAAUGAUUUACAUUAAUGAUAAGUAUAGGCAACAGCCAUGCAUCUGUAUGCCUCCAGCAAGUAGCCUAAUCGGCCAGUGACAGUUCCAGAAUUACAUCUGUAUAUGGUUUAGAGUGUUAAACAGGGUUUUCAUGUAGGGAUAUAAAAACUGAGAGUUCUGAAAAUUUCAUGUACUAUAGAUCUGAGCACAUGAUGAAGUUCUCACAACAGGCUGUUAUGGUACAUUAGUUGUAUAUGAUAAAAAUGCACUUUUUAGAAAUACUUUUCAUUUUUAUUUUCUGUCAUAAAAUUUACUGACUAUGAUAGAAUUCUAAGUUAAUGACAAUUGCAAUUAUUACUCAGCAGUCGUACCAAUACUCAAUAAUGUUGUCUUUGAGGUUAAUGGACAGUUUAUUCGGAAACUGUAAGAACCAGAAACUACUGAAGGUUAGACGUUAAAAAGACCUACUUUUAUUGAACUACCAGAGUGGCAGGUGCAAUUAACUGUUUUCUGCAGAUCAUAUAUUCUUGCUAUUCAAGAGUUGUUUAAGAGUGCAUCGUAGUAAUGAAUUGUCAAAAACACUGAUUUUCAUUACCUAGGCCUCUCACAUUGGUCUGAACUGUUUCAUGUUAAAACUGUAACAAACCAACCAGUGUCUGACAGCAUCUUUCACACCAAAAACAAGUUAUGUACUUUCAAAGGUUCUUGCUAUUUUUGUUGUGACUUCAUUGAACUUUGGUUUCAAAUAUUAUUUAUUUUAAAGUAAAAUUCAAAGCCAAGAGCAUGUUUGCAAAAGUUUGUAUCAAGAAAGGAAAGUAUAGCAGACUUCAGUAUUUUGCUCCUCGGGUAAGGUUUCAGUCAGUUAGCUGAAUAUCUUCUCUCCUUAAAUUAAUUGUGCUACUUGAAACAAGGAGAGUAUUCUAUGUUUGUUAAAAAGAAAAAGCCUGCAACAAAUUUUUUUUCUUUGUUACCACGUACCAGAUUGACAUUCAUGUCAUUCUAGAGGAUUAAACUGCAAAUAUUGAAAUUUUUAGCAUUGUCUUGUUUGUAGUCUAAUGUUAAGCAUCCAAAUACAAGAUGUCCUAUAACAUUGUUUAGAAAUAGAAAUUUUUGUGGUACACUAUUUGCAACAGUUGUUAACCAUUUUCUAUGGUAACCAGACUUGUUCAGAGGUAACAAAAAGGGGAACAGAAAGUGUGGAAUAAGAGUUGAAACAAAUGCAGUAUUUGUGGGAACCUUUCAAAUUACAAAACUAAAUUUUGGAUGAAUUUGAAAUAGUAUCCGAGAGCCCUAUUUCAGUUGUUUGUUGCAUAGUUUUAAAUUCAGUCUUUCAUUUAUAUGGAAAAAUAAGCAUUAUCAACAAGAGUGAAAGUCUGAUGACAGUUUUGAAAUAUAUAAUAUUUAUUGUGUGCUUAUAAGUAAAGACAAUUCAGGACAUUUGAAUAUCUUGCCAAACUUUUUAGUAUAUGCACCUGCCAGUCUCUAGUAAGUAAUGUUUAUACAUAAGGCUUUGUGAAACCUAUGAAUGGGGCAUUUAACAUGCAGGAUAUGGCUGGAUAGCAAUUAAAACUGGCAGAAGAAAUUGAAAGGUUCAAUAUAAUUAUUACUUUUUAAUAUUCAUAAGUUAUAACCAUAAUGAAUAAUUUUUGUCACAUUCAUAAUUUUCCUACAUACAUUAUUGAUGGAAAAGUUGAUGAAGGUUUCCAAUUUGCAUUAAACUGAUAGCAUGAUUAUGAAAUAUAUAAAUGUAUAUUUUAGAACCAUUACAUAGGUCUAAAACAGCCUUAUUAUAGAAGAAGAUUGCUCAAUGAAUAUAGUACUUCAACUGUGCUCAGAAAUUUGAUGAAAUUCAUAAAUGUCUUUGAUGAAAAUGUUGCAUAUGUACUGUUUGAGCCCAAAGAACAAAUGUUCUCUUACUUGUAGUCAGAAUUGCUUCAAAAAACUCAACUCCAGUACAGUUUUCACUUUUUAAAUAUGCAUACUUGGUAAUUUUAUUAAGCCCUGAAACUGCUUCUCUCAUGUAGUUAACAAGUUAGUGUUUUCUUGGUUAAGAUUUCCUUUUAUUUACCUGUUUAUACUCUUCAAUCUGCUCAAAAUGUACAGCAUACUUAAUUAUUGUACAAUAACUUCCAUUAUAUAUUUAUACAUUUAUAUGCCCAAAGCUUUUAAGAAAUGUGUGAAAUAAAAAUGAGAGUAACUGGGUGGAAUGGCAUUAGAUAAUCUUGCAGCACAUACUACAGUAUUGAAAAACAGUGCAAAUCGUGCGAGCUCACAAAGACCACAGUAACAUGGUCAGAUUCCUUUCGGCCUAUAGUACCGAAGAUACUUUUUGUAACUAACUACUAUGUUUGUUUAAGUGUUGUAUAAAUUAAUGUACUGUGCAUAUUACUGUAUUUAAAUUUUAUAUUAACUUGUUCAUAUAUACAUAGAAGUAAAAUAAAUUUGUUAAUAAUUCCAUAACCAUAUAUGAAAUGAGGAAUACAUAGAUUUUCUCUUACUGUUUUUAAAUUUCCUCUGUAUGUGUGCAUGUAUAUGUAAAUAUAGAUAUACAUAUAUAUUUUUUAUAGACUAGACUUUCUGUUUGUGAAAUGAUUUAUGAGCAGUUAAAGCUGACUAAUCACUGAUACUCUUGUUCUCCAGAAUUUUAUGCAUGAGAGAUAUUAAAAUUGUUAAUAAACAAGUCUCAGAUAGCCACUGCUGACAGUUACUGUAAUUUCCAUGUGUUAUUGAUAGGAAAAUGAAAUGGAGAGAAUAUUUUUUCAU